AGAGCGGGAACUAUCAUGGUGUAGGGAAUCUGAAGAGCGUGCACUGCGUUCGUCAAACCAGUUUCUUUUUACAUGGUACUGGUUACCAGUUCAACAAUGAAUUUUGGAUGCCAGUAAUCAAAGUAAAGUAACUGGAACAAUUUGUAAUGCAUUAGCAUUAGCUUUUGUGGGCAAGUUAGUAACGCUUAUAACAGAUCUGUCUGUGAAGUAAGGACAGAAGAACAUGGCUGCUUCCUCAGUGGAGUACACCAUCGGAGGAGUGAGGAUCCUCUUCCCCUGCAAGGCUUACCCAUCCCAGCUGGCUAUGAUGAAUUCAAUUGUACGAGGUCUGAACUAUGGGCAGCACUGUUUGCUGGAGAGCCCCACUGGAAGUGGAAAGAGCUUGUCCUUGCUCUGCUCUACUCUGGGGUGGCAGCAGGCUCAGUUUGCGAAAUUACAAGGAGGAGGAAGCACCGGCGAGGACAAGAGCCGGUUGGAUAAAAAUGGUGGAGACUGUCAGAAGUCAAAUUUCACUAUCCCCUGUCAGUGUGUGUGCCACAGCGAAGCCAGCAGGACCGUAGCUACAACAGCAGCCAAACCAGGUGUUGUGGACCUAACUGUGUCACCCUGCAAAGAGAUGGCAGCACCUGAAAAAAUUUCAGUGCAAUUACCAGAGGAGUCGUCACAGCUCAAGAAACAGUUUACAGCCUCUUGUCUGUCUGAGAAAUUCCAGUCUUCCCUGAGCUCUGACGGUGAGAAGGAAAAGGACUUCCAGCCAGACAGGAAACGCAUUCGCACUGCUGAACACAAGAACCGUAAAAGGCAGCGUCUGGAGCAGGGAGUGAUCUUCAUAGAUGAUGAGCUGGAGCCAGAAAAUGAGCCUUCAUGUCCUCAGAGUUUGAACUCCAACCCAACUCACAGCCAAGCAUCUGGUUUGUCGUCAUGCUGUUCCCGUGAACCUUGCUCUAGGUGCCUGUGUGCUGCAACCAAAGGUGCUGUAAAGGACAAAGACAAAGAUGGCAAAAAGAAGAUUCCUAAGAUCUUCUUUGGCACUCGCACUCACAAACAGAUAACGCAGAUCGCCCACGAGCUGAAGCGCACCGCUUACUCCUGUGUGCCCAUGACCAUUUUAUCCAGUAGAGCUCACAGCUGUAUCAACCCAGAUGUGGCGCCUCACUCCAUCCGCAAUGAACGCUGCAAGGAUCUGUUGGAGGCCAAAGAUGGCAAGUCAUGCGGCUACUACCAUGGAGUCCAGAGGAUGCGGGACCAGGGCACGCUACAGCGGGUCCAUGGACUCCGUGAAGCCUGGGACAUCGAAGACCUUGUUGCACUGGGCAAACGGCUUCGUUCAUGCGCAUACUAUGCUGCCCGUGAACUUAUACAGGAAGCCUCCAUCAUCUUUUGCCCAUAUAACUACCUGCUGGACCCAAUGAUCAGAGAGAGUAUGGAGAUUGACCUGGCAGGCCAGAUUGUGGUGCUGGACGAGGCCCACAACAUCGAGGACUGUGCUAGGGAGAGUACUAGCUUUACUUUAGAGGUUAACGAUCUGCUGAUGUCCAGGGAUGAGCUAGAUGGCAUGGUCAAAAACAACAUCAGACGCUCCAAACAUGAGCCACUCAGGGACUUCUGCUAUAGCCUGAUCAACUGGAUCCAGGAGAGCCAAAUCCUGAUGUCUGAGCGGGGAUAUGAGAGUGCUUGUAAAGUCUGGAAUGGGAUGGAUAUAUUGGACAUCUUUCACAACCUGGGCAUCACUGCUGGCACCUUUAAAAUUCUGAAGCAAAACCUGGCAGCAGUGUUGGAGAAAGAGGAGCAUGUUGGUGUUAUCAAUGGUAAAGAGGAUGUCGUUGAGGUACCAACCAUCAGCUCAGCUUCCUCUACUGUCCUCAAAAACCUCUUCAUGGUGCUGGGCUUCAUCCUUUCCUCUGAAGACACCUGCAGGUUUGCUGAAGACUACCGCAUUGCUCUCCAGAAGAGUUAUGCUUGGAUGAACCAGGCACCACCAGAUGUCCCUGAUGCCCAGGGCUUUAUCGUUAGGUCACACCGUAGACAGCGCCAAAGCAUCAGAGUCAAGACAGAAGUACUGAGACUCAGCUUCUGGUGCCUCAACCCUGCUGUGGCUUUCUCUGACAUGAGUAGGUCGGUGCACAGCAUUGUGCUGACAUCAGGAACCCUGUCACCCAUGGGCUCCUUCUCCUCUGAACUUGGGGUGAAAUUCUCUAUCCAGCUGGAGGCCAAUCAUGUUAUCAACAAAUCCCAGGUUUGGGUGGGCACAGUUGGUGCAGGACCACAUGGCAGAAAACUCUGUGCCACCUUCCAACAUACUGAAACAUAUGCCUUCCAGGAUGAGGUGGGUGCACUGCUGCUCCAUGUCUGCCAGGUCAUGGCCAAGGGUGUGCUCUGCUUUUUGCCUUCAUACAAGAUGCUGGACAAGCUGCGCGACCGAUGGAUCAACACUGGUCUCUGGGAGAAGCUGGAACAUCAGAAAACUGUGAUCACAGAGCCCCGUGGUGGUGGCAAGGGGGAUUUUGACAAACUUCUUCAGAUGUAUUACGAUGCCAUCAAAUACUGUGAGGAACGAGAUGGUGCACUACUGAUCGCUGUCUGUAGGGGUAAAGUGAGCGAGGGACUAGACUUCACUGAUGACAAUGCCAGGGCAGUCGUCACCAUUGGAAUUCCCUUCCCAAACAUCAAAGACCUUCAGGUGGAACUGAAGAUGAAGUACAAUGACCAACACUGCAAGGACAGAGGUCUUCUCCCAGGCCAUCGCUGGUAUGAGAUUCAGGCCUACAGAGCUCUAAACCAGGCCCUGGGAAGGUGUAUCCGUCACAGAAAUGACUGGGGUGCCCUGAUUAUAGUGGAUGACCGAUACAGGAAUAAUCCCAAUAAGUACAUCACAGGUCUGUCAAAAUGGGUCCGUCAGCUCGUGCAGCAUCAUGACACCUUCAGCAAUGCCAUGCAGUCUCUGGUAGCAUUCUCUCAGGUGCAGCAGAAGGUGGAGGUGGCUCCUGCAGGCAGUCAGACCCUCAGCUCUAGUGUCUCACCUCCAAACAGUCACUUGUCAGGUCUGACCAAGGCCUCAGAACCUCAGACAGCCCCCUUAUGUGUCAAACCAGCUGAAUUCCAGCAGGAUACAAGCCCCUCAGAUGAACAAAAUGAAAAAGCAGAAUGGUUCAAUCCGGUGGGCAGUCCCCCAGCAGAGCCCCUAUUACAUCAAAAAAACCCAGCUCGGCCUCUGUACCACAUUUUCACCUCCAGCCCCAUCAGCAGCAGCUUGAGGAAGCCAGUCUUUAAAGAAAAAGUGCCCAGUAAUUCCAACCAUCACUUGGAAACAUCUUGUCAUUUGGAGCACAGGGAGAAACAGCAAAAACCCUCUCCACAAGAGAAGACUGAGGCAGCUUGUCUUGAAGAAAAGCCUGGAGACACUUCCCGUGAAAUCAAAGUGAAAAUGCACAAUUUGGCUCUGAAGCCUUCUCAAGUAACAAACCCCCCUCCUGACUGUGAUGGUGAACUGCUCUCAGUUGAUGAUCCAGAUGAAGAUGAAGAGGAGGAGGACCAAACUGUCUUCUUUACUCCAGAACUUUUUGAGGAUGAAGGCAACAAAGGCAGCCCACAGAAAGAGACAAAGGCCCAGUCACUUCCUAAGAUGGUUUUAGGGGCAGUAAGCCCUGCGCUGCUGUCAGAAGAACAUUUUGGCUCUGAGCAGGCCCGAGGGCAAAGGCAAGCCUCUGCUUUUGAAGAACAGAGUGCUAUUUCAGUCAGAGAGGACGGCACAGAGCUGUCACAGGGACUGGUAGAAGAAAGCAUAGGGCAGAAGCAAGGUGAGGAGAGAGAGCAAGUGGAUAACCAGAGCAGGCAGAAAGGCAACAGGCUUCGCAGGUUGUCCAGGUCCAGGUACAAAGCUCCCUCCACUCCAACAGGUAACUAACAUCCUGGACACCAGAAAUACUGUGGAAAAAGCAGAAUGUUUUGUAAGCAGAAUGUCUGAUAUGCAGCAGAUUGAUAUUGAAACAGAUUGCAGUGCAGUGUACUAUAUAGUUCAUACCAUUGCUGCAGAAGUUUUAAGGUUUGUCUUGCAAAAUUUCCUGAACAAGCUAUGUUGUAAAGUGUCUACACAUAUUACAGCUGCUUUUGGCAAUAGGCCCACACACUCUGACCAUGCA
Molecule: messenger RNA, 4139 nt
Organism: Epinephelus fuscoguttatus (brown-marbled grouper)
Lineage: Eukaryota; Metazoa; Chordata; Actinopteri; Perciformes; Serranidae
Gene: brip1
Product: BRCA1 interacting helicase 1
Exons: 20
Coding region: 224-3904 (1226 amino acids)
Biological process (GO): double-strand break repair involved in meiotic recombination; nucleotide-excision repair
Cellular component (GO): nucleus
Molecular function (GO): DNA binding; hydrolase activity, acting on acid anhydrides, in phosphorus-containing anhydrides; ATP binding
Source: RefSeq, a predicted model, not a curated record